GCGGGCGGACGGCGGCAGCCUGUGGACGAGCGCGGCCCGCCCGGCCCCGUCCCCCGCCGCGCCCAGCGCUCCCUGCCGGCGGGGCCGCCCCGGGCUCCGCCGCACGUAAACGGCCGCAUCCCCCGCGGGCCUGGGGCGGGGGGAUCGGGCCUUUCUUCCCUUCCCCGGGGGCCGCCUGACGGGCGGGGGGCGGCGGGCGGGCAGGGCGCGGGGGCCGGGUGGAGGGAAGGCGGCCGGGGUAGCCCCGGUCCGGUUGGUGCCGGCUCUCCUCCCCGCAGCAGGCUCAGCCCGGCCUCCGGCAGGCUGGUGGCGGCGAUCGGGACUCAGGGGGGGGCCCCCGGGCUCCUUUCCCCUUCCCUCCCUCCGCGGCGGGCGGCGCUGGAGCAUUUUCUCCCGCUGCGCCCCCCUCGCUGCCCCCCAGACAUGGUAGGUCACCUACAGCUGCAAGGGAUGGACGAGAGCCUGAAGGAGAAGAGCCGGGAAGGCUUGCUGGACAGCCCGGACUCGGGGCUGCCCCCCAGCCCCAGCCCCCCUUUCUACUCCCUCUCGCCCGGUGAGGGCCGAGCUGGGGGCAGCGGCGGUGCGGACCCCCCGGCCCCGGGGCACCGGCGAGAGGCCAAGGACGGCAAAGUGAUGCCUUACCUGCUUCUGAACCCGUCCAUGCCGGAGAUGAGGCCUCGAAUGUACCCUGUGUUUUUUGGAGAAAGCAUUGAGGUCAGCCCUGAGCCCAUGCAGGAAAUCAGGUGCAAUUCUGAGGUGAAGUACGACUCCGAGAAGCAUUAUCGGGAUGACAUCUUCUAUGGCCCUAUCCCCACUGUCACCACCUACAGCGAGACAGUCAUUGCUGCUCCCAAUUGCACCUGGCGGAACUACAAGUCCCAGCUGAUCUUUGAGCCUCGCCAGAAGCCACUGAGGUUUCAGAGCACGACCAUCAUUUUUCCUAAGCGUGCCAAGAACAUUUACCGGACCACCCUCAACUACAGCUUGGGUUGUGCCAAGCGUUGGUUUGCUUCCAGUGUGCAGCUGGAACUCUGCGAGGAAACCAGCCCGUGCGUCAUCUACAGCGAGACCCUCUGAUCUGCCACUGGCAACCUUGUGACCUCAAGGAGGCUGUGGCCUUUACUGGGUCUCUGGCUGGGCCUUCAUUGAUGGUGACUGAAUAUUAAUGGCUGGAGAACACGUUGUCUUGGGUGAGGCUGAACUGCCUGGGAGGAGGCUUGCAGGGCAUGGGAUGGUUUUGAUCAGUGAGAGGCUGGCUUGUAUUUCGUGACGUUCCUGACAUUCAUGAUCUGGAUUUUAUUUUUUUUUUUUUCCAAGCAUAUCUAUUUUUGACUUGUGUCUAGAUGAAAUCAAGAUGACUAAGGACCCUAUCACCCAUAGCAGAAUGCUGCCUCCUGAGCUCUGUAGGUCUCGUCUAGCACAUAUAGGUGAGACUCACUGUAACCUUCAGAGCUAUUUUGAUCUCUGCAAAGGGAAGACCAACUGCAGAGUCAGUGUCCAGUCUGCCCAGCAUACACCAAGCCAGGUCUCUUAGAGUUUAAUUGCAGAGGAGGUGCUUAUUUGUAUCAAUACAUCACAGCUUGCUCCAAUAGCUCAUCUGGGAGAUAGCUGCAAUAUUACACCACUGCAGUAACCUCAGGCCUAACUUACUGGGAGGAGUGGGGACUGUCACCGAGAAAAAAACAAAGAAAACAGGCAUGCACUGCUCUUGCUAGCAGCUAGAUGUUUAUAUACCAUAGCAAGGCACAGCACAACCAGGAGAUGGGAGACAGGCCUACCCCAACGUAUGGCCACCUCUUCUGUGAGCCCAGCCAAGAGUAUGCAGGGGAGAUUGAGGAAACUGAAUAGCUGAAGGGCUAUUUUCUAAAACUGUCCAAGUGAUUUAGGAGCCCAGUGCCCUUUUUCACAAGUUCUGUCAGUCCAAGUGUGCUGUUUGUUGCCUCAAACACCCAAUUUACAGGGAUCUUUACGCACUUGCAGCCCUUCUGAGUUUCAGGGUAUGGCUGUAUUGCAGAGAGGAGUGUAGUACAGGAAGAUUCUAUCUAGCUUCAAAGAAGCCCAUGCAGGGUUAACUCGUAAGCAAGGUUGCUCACCCUCUCAGUAGUUUCCAUACCUGUGGCAUGGACAGCUUCGCUGACUGGAGGAACAGCCAAACUUUCUCAGUGUAGAGCUUGAAGUAUUGAAGAGCCCAAAUCCGUCCAGGUUUUCCUUAAUCAGCCAGGCUGUAGCAAUUCAACAGGUACUUCACAAACAGCUGAGCUGUCUCUGCAAAAGGAUCAAGAAACACUGAGAGAACAGGAGUCACUACAGCCAUCGUAAGGUAAACCAUUCCCCACUCAGGAAUCACAUCUCCUGGUAUCUCUUCACUUUGGUAGCUCACUGAAAAUCUGCAAGAACCUGGAUUCCCACAAAUAGAUAACCUUUGAAAAUAGCAUGGAAUUGUCUCCAAAAAUCUUACCAAGAAUUUUUGCAUGCCGCUUAGGAGAGUCCAGACUUAGAAAAUAACCGCACAGCUCCAGAAAUUAAUUUCCAGCUUUCCCUCUUCUAAACUUUCCAUUUUGUUCCUGACUUGCUGCGAGUCUGAUUAUUUCAGAACACAACUGAGCAGCCAAGUCAGAAAACCUGUUAACAAUGUCAACAAGAUGUAGCUGAUUGCCCAGAAAGAGUUGACGCCCAAACCCACAGAGAUUAAAGAAAAUAUAUCUGAAAAACUUAAAAAAAAAAAAUUAAAAGACUUACAGAGAUACUUUUUCCAUCAGUUUCAAAAGGCAAUUGGUAAAUGUGACCAGAACUGUGACCUUUAUGAAACAGAGUUCUCGUAUUUAAAAUGAAGCACAAUUUUCCCACCAGAAGUAAAUAUAAGGUCUUUAUAUACAAACUUAAAUCCUGACAGCUGAAGCAUCAUUAGUACUGAAAGAUGCGUGCUAUGGCAGUGAUGAACUCUGCCUCUCUGUUCGGGAGUUAGGACUUGGUAGGGAGAAAUCUCUCAAAGGAUUUCCAAGGCUUCCACCUACUGUUGAAUUCUUUUCAGCAACACAGAAACAAGGAUUAUAUUUGUUAUUGGUCAGAUUUUGCUGUCACUGACUGUCAGCAUCAAAGCCUGGAAAAGCAACAUCUGCCUCCAAAGGGAUUAUUGUACCUGAAGCAACCCUUCUCCCCAGAGCUCCAGCAAACGUGAGUGCUGUGGAGCUAGCUUAGGCAGCAGGGCAGUUGAAGCUAGGAUGAAUGUGGUCCCAGGCGCAAUGCAAGUUAGUGAUGCACUUACUUGCUAGCUCAUCUUGAGGUCUAUCCUGUUUCGCCAAGUGCUGGUGAGCCUUGUGACCAGUGGAAAUAUUCAUCUGCUGUCCUGGGCACAUCGUGAAGGCUCUGGAGGGCUCUUUCUGUGCACCUGUGAGAGUCUCUAGCAAAGAGGGCAGGUAUCCAAGCUGAGCAACAGUGUAAUCCAGGUUCAAAAGCAGGGCCAAUACUCAUACCCAGGAGAUCCCUGCAUGAUGACAGAUUAGGUUGCAGGCACCUCCACUGAGCAAGCAUGGAGACAGGCUGACCUCCAAGCUGAAGGGAUGCCAGAGACUCCCUAGUCUGACCAUACAUCAGGUUUUUCUCCUGUUAACAGUUGGAUUAUCCCCCUGCUGCAAGCACAAAGCUGCAGUUUUUGAUCACGCUGGUCUUUGAGCCGGACAGGUUUUCCCCAGAAAAUCUCUUUUAUCAUAGCCACCUGCAGGCUUCUGCCCACUUUGUCCACUGUUAGUUCUGCUUCCUAAACAUUGGCCGCAACAGAAAAAGAGAAUUCAAAGAAGGCCAAAACACUUGUGUGCAAAUACUAAUCCAGUGGAGAGACCUGAACCGCAGCCUGGUCUUUCACCAUGCAGGGACAGGGGCUGCUAAGGCAAAGUCUCAGAGGUGGAUGUGACCCCCAGGAGGGUGCAAUGGAGGGCUGCAUCCUUGGCACUGCAGGGUCCCCACACAUCCAGGCCAGGCCUCUUCAAAGCUUCGUGCUUUGUUUUCUCUGCAAAUAGACUAGAAGUGACCUAACAUGCUCCUGCCCCUUUGAGCUUAAGCAGCUUUUCUGGUUUUGCCAUGUCAGGAAAAAAAAGACAGAGAGCAGCUCAGGUUUCUAGGCUGCAGAGCACACUUUGAGCUGUGUAGCCAUGGACAGGCCAUGGUGGGCUACCACCCUGGACCACAUCCAAACUGUGGCAUUGCCAAGUGCCUAAGAUCUGUAGAAGUGGUUGAAAAAUACCUUUUUAUAUGGUGUCUCCCAUGGGCCCAUCACAAGCUGCUUUUCUUCUCAGUGAAAGCUGGCACUGGAAAGAGACUUUGUUUUUCCUGAAAACAAGAAAAUCACAGAGGGUCAGAUCUUCACCCUUGGCUGGGCACAGAUCCCACCCUGUCCACCCACCCUCUGUGCCUAUUGCUUCUAUCCCUGUGGCUGGGUUAGAUGGUGGUAGAAGAGCCGAAGUUCAUCUUGCUCAUGACUGGGAAAAGUGAUGACAUUUUUUGUUUUGCUUAAACACCAGAAACUGAAUUUUUUGUGUGUGUUGCCAAUUAAGAAUUGCUCUGAGCAGUCAAGAAGUGCCGUACCUGUAGUAUGUUUGUACAUCUAAAAGGAACGGUUAGUCCCACUAGAGAGGCAUUUUUCUUUUAAAUGGAGCAUUAUUAAUCUCAACCAACAGAUCUUUGUUCAUGUAUACUUUCUCAAAGAUACAAAUGAUAAAUUUAGACCAUGGAAAUGCAUGCUUCUUAGAAAGGUGAGUUUCCUUGAGCAGCUGGGUCUGUAGCUACACAAUUUCUCCCCAAGAUCCUAAUGUGCAUGUUGCCCACAGUCCUGUAAGCCUGAUGGGUAAAGUCAGACUCUGCCUUUAGAAAUUAUUUUCCAUCAAUAGUUAUUUUUGAUCAGAAACUUUCCCAGAAGGCAUCUGUUUUUUGGGGGGGAAGGUUAUUUUUUUCAAUGUGGAAAGUCACUAUCUCAAAGGUGCAGGGUUUGCCUUUCAUCCCCUUCAUUCCUGUGAUUGUUUUGUCCCUGAAUGCAACAGAGCAUGCUUGUGUCUGGUCUGCCUGCAUUGCUGUCUUUGCAUUUGGGGCCAAAAAGAGGGAACCCGAAGUAAACGUUGAACUUCCAGAAUCUGCAGAAUACUUUGCACAAACCGCAGAGAACAGCUUUGACCAAAACAGUUUACUGCUUCUUUUGUCUUUAUUUUUUUCUUUUUCUUUUUUUUUUUUUUUUUUUAUCUAAGCCAGCUCUACUUUUCUCAAUGUGAAAUACAGAGAGAUUCGCACCCUGGGUGCCUACUUUCUGGAAAUGACGAAAUGAGGUUUGGGUGUUGAUAGCAGUGUUUGAGUGAGCUGCUGGUCAGAGAAGUGAAUGCUAUUUACUAUUUAUGUUGAGUGUGUCUUAAAAAAAAUGGGAAAGGUCACUAGAAGGCUAAUGAGCAGAAGACUUUGUAGAGCAAACUGAAAACUAAAGGCUGGGUGAAUCUGAUCUAGAGGCGAAUGGUUCUGUGUGUGAACACUGUGAGCUAGGAUAUUUAGCCAUUGUAGUUUUAACCUGCUUUUUUUCCUGUAGGGAGGGGCAUCCUUGCCUUCUUUAGAGCUGAAACAAAAUCAGAUCCAUCCUCUGUCACGGUCAUUCAGUCCACUGAAGUCUGUCAGCAUAAGCGUCCCCAGGCUUGUGGGGGACUGUGUGUAUCAAGCACUCAUCCACAGAGCUGUGCCUCUCUGGAGAUGGGGGAACACUUUAUAGGGAAUGAUGGAUCUUGUUGUGGGAUAUUCAUGUUUCUACUGCCAGAUAAACUCUGCUCCCUGAGUAUCACCCCAUCACUCACAAAUUGAUCUGUUCUGAACAUGUCCCCUAAAGCUCUCCUAUAAUCAUUGUAUUUUGUAAGUCUUGGGAGGCACUAAUUCUUUUUCAGAUACUGUGAUGGCCAUCAAAAUGAGCAGAGUGUCCUACCAUGUGAAUUGUGACCUGAAGAUGGGGUUGGAAGGUGUUUGAAGGUUAGAGAAAGAAGAGAACAUACAACUGGUGGAAAUGCAUAAGGAUGUGUCAUAUUUUUAUUUUUGUAAGUAAGUCUGAUUCUCUAAGUGCUUGUAAAGUACUUUACUGUUGUAUAUGUGGUGAUGCAGUAGUUCGCGAUAUCCUUUUAUUUUUGUAUAUUCCCUCCACAAUAAUCCCUUUCUGUUCAACUCAUAGAGAGUAAUUUAAGAAGACAAAAUGUAUAUAUCGUAAUAAAAUGCUCAAACUGUCA
Messenger RNA from Harpia harpyja (harpy eagle), 6242 nucleotides. It is a transcript of the gene RFLNA, whose product is annotated as refilin A. Gene Ontology annotation, cellular component: actin filament bundle. Gene Ontology annotation, biological process: skeletal system morphogenesis; negative regulation of bone mineralization involved in bone maturation; actin filament bundle organization. Lineage: Eukaryota; Metazoa; Chordata; Aves; Accipitriformes; Accipitridae. The record is from RefSeq and is a predicted model, not a curated record. The transcript is spliced from 3 exons. Gene Ontology annotation, molecular function: filamin binding. The coding region runs from base 424 to 1077 and encodes 217 amino acids.